AUGACUGGGAAGAAGAUCAAGAGAAAGCUGAACGGAGACGCAAAAAAGCCGAAUGCGAAGAGGAAGAGUGCCCUGUUCCCCAUCGAAAUCAAUCCGCAAUAUCUGAGCCAGGAAUAUGAAAAGACGUUUUUGAAAGGAUUCGGCAAUAAUGGUUUUAAAAAACAGCAUGUGCAAUAAAAAUUAACCGUAAUUUGUAGGAAAAGCUCAUCCAUUUCCCCAUUGGCAACUUCGAAACUUCGUGGACAAUAGCGAGAAUGUAGUGGAGAAGAUUGAAGAAGAACUGCAGAAUUUCGAGAGCUGGACUCGAAAAGAGAACGAUUUGUACUCGCUGCACCAGACGGACGAUCUGAAGUCGCUGAAUGAGGCCGAUAAUCCGGCGAUCUGCUCGUUCCGCACUUUUCUGAACACAAAAGUGAAGGAGUGGCUUCAGAAGACGUCGCACGUCGAACUGAUCGAACAGGUCGACUGCAACGGGAGUCUGUACGCUGAGAAUGACACGCUUCUUCCGCAUAAUGAUUUGGUUAGAAGACAGUGAUUAUGAUUAUGAUUUUUCAAAUUUUAAUUUCAGAUUGACACUCGUCGCUUUGCUUUCGUCUACUAUCUGACAGAAGCCAAUUGGGAUUCGAAGACGAACGGAGGAGAUUUGCUUCUGUUCAAUCAUAAUGGUUUGUCAGAACAAAAAAAACUGUCUCAUCUUUUUUUUUCAGAAAAUCUGCUUCCAGUCAGUGUCGCCGCCCGAUUCGCCCCUCUCCGCAACUCUCUGAUGCUCUUCGAAGUGUCCGAAACGUCGUGGCACCGGGUCGCGGAGAUGAUCUCCGACGAGCCGCGUCUCUCAAUCAACGGAUGGUUUCAUUCGACGCGUCGGAUCGAAGUGGAGCAGCCGGAGGUGGAGAUCCUGCCCCGAUUCGUUCCGACGUUCCGUAAACGUCUCGGCAAACUGAUCAGUGCAGAGUACCUCAAGCAAAAAAGACAGACCGAAGUGUCGCAGAUCUUCAGCGACACUUCUGAACUCAGUCUGAAGAACUUUCUGGUCGAUGAAGUACAUCAGAAUGUGUACGAAGAGCUGUCUGCCAAUCCGGACGUGUUCAACCUAAUCGGACCGCUCAACAAAAGAAUGAUCUCUCGGCUCGACAAGAACAAAGCGAGCAGUUUGGAGGUGACGAACGCGGUGCGAAAGUGUCUCAAAUCCAAGUCGUUCGCCGAUUUCGUGUUCAAAUUGACGGAGGUAAACGUGGCCGACGCGCAAGCGAGCGUGACCGUCAGCCGCGUGGAGCACGGAUCCUAUUGGGUGCUCGGGGACGAGGACGCCGAGCAGACAUUCCACGACGGAUACUCCCUCGACUUUCACAUUUUCGUGCAGAAAGAAGCGUGGCCAGAGAAAGCCGGAGGAGAUGUGAUCUACAUUGCGGAGGGCGACGCGGAAGAGGUAGAAAGAAAGCUCCAGGAUUGGUUAAAUACCUAACUUUGCAGUUGCUCUGCGUCACGGCUUCACCCAACAUGGCGUCCGUUGUUUUCUGCGAACAGAACGUGCUCUCGUUCCUCAAGUACGCCAACGCAAAGGCCGCCGACCCGUUCUUCCUGUUCACCGUUUCCUAUUACAACGUUAAAGUUGUCGACUAA
This is a messenger RNA of Caenorhabditis sp. 36 PRJEB53466, 1620 nucleotides long. NCBI's taxonomy places the organism in Eukaryota, Metazoa, Nematoda, Chromadorea, Rhabditida, Rhabditidae. The record is from the annotation of a GenBank genome assembly.